This is a messenger RNA of Plectropomus leopardus (leopard coralgrouper), 1338 nucleotides long. Its product is annotated as vasoactive intestinal polypeptide receptor 2-like. The record is from RefSeq and is a predicted model, not a curated record. Gene Ontology annotation, biological process: adenylate cyclase-modulating G protein-coupled receptor signaling pathway; cell surface receptor signaling pathway. Gene Ontology annotation, molecular function: vasoactive intestinal polypeptide receptor activity; peptide hormone binding; G protein-coupled peptide receptor activity. Gene Ontology annotation, cellular component: plasma membrane. Lineage: Eukaryota; Metazoa; Chordata; Actinopteri; Perciformes; Serranidae.
CUGGCUUCUACCUGAGGAGUGAAGAUGAAAAGUUUGCUCUUCGUCACCUUGUGUUUCUCGACGUGUUCGCUCAUGGUUGACGGACGGCAUCCAACCUGUAACUUCCUGUUGGAGGUGGAAAGAGACCAGGCGGAGUGUCUGAGGAGGCUGAGGGAGGAGGACGCUGCCAGCAGCCACAAAGGGCCAGGAUGCAAAGGAGCAUGGGACAACAUUGCAUGCUGGGAAAGAACUGAUAUUGGAGAGACCAUCACCAUCCCCUGUCCUCGAGUCCUCAAGACUGUAUUCGGCAGAAAUGGUAACAUCAGCAGAAACUGCACGUCAGCGGGAUGGUCGGAGGUUUUUCCAAACAUCACCAGCGUGUGUGGGUCGGACACCAGCCAGGACAAGCUGGUCUUCUACGUGGUCGUGCAGACGCUAUACACUCUGGGUCACAGUCUGUCUUUGAUCGCCCUCACCACAGGGAGCGCCAUCCUCUGUCUGUUCCGGAAGCUCCACUGCACCAGGAACUACAUCCACCUCAACCUCUUCUUCUCCUUCAUCCUGAGAGCCGUGGCCGUCUUGGUGAAAGACGACAUCCUCUUCAACCGAAACUCACAGUGCUCUAACCAGCCGUCACUGGUGGGAUGUAAAGCCAGCCUGGUGUUUUUUCAGUACUUCAUAAUGGCCAACUUCUUCUGGCUGCUGGUGGAGGGUCUGUACCUCCACACUCUGCUGGUCGUCAUCUUCUCCGAGAACAGACACUUCAUUGUCUACAUGUUCAUCGGCUGGGGAAUCCCUACGGUGUUCGUCUUUGCGUGGGUGAUGACGAGGAUUUAUCUGGAGGACACAGGAUGCUGGGAGAGAAAUGAGAACCCCACACCCAAAUGGGUGAUCGAUGGGCCAAUCGGAUUCUCCAUUAUGGUGAACUUCAUCCUGUUCAUCAGCAUCAUUCGGAUCUUGGUUCAGAAGCUGAGGUGUCCCGACGUGGGCGGCAAUGACCAAUCACAAUACAGGAGGUUAGCUAAAUCCACUCUGCUGCUGAUCCCUCUGUUUGGAAUCCACUAUGUGGUCUUCGCCUCUCUCAGUGAAUCCAUCGCAGAGGAUUAUAAAAUAUUCUUCGACCUGGCUCUCGGAUCCUUUCAGGGUUUGGUGGUGGCAAUACUGUACUGUUUCCUAAACAGUGAGGUUCAAGGUGAGCUAAAGAGAAAGUGGCGGAGUAUGUGUCUAAACUGCCGUCUGAGCAGAGAUCACCUCUUCAACAACACCUUCGCCUCAAGAAAUGGCUCAGAGCACAUGGUGCAGCCUCACCGCAACUCCCGAACCCAGUCCAUCCUGCAGUCAGAGACCACAGUGCUGUGA